AUGUCCACUGUCAACGUGGUUGAUAAUACGCUGCAGUAUUCUCAUGGAGAUGUCACGACUGUGAUCAAGCUUGAAGAUAUUCUCUGUGUGUCAAGCAAUCCCUCAAGCCAUAAUGUACUAUUCUUUUGCGCCGAGGGCGAUCCCAAAGACGACCCCGAGCGUGUCCGUCUGAAGAAGAUUGAGCUCGAGUCUCUUCCCACUGAGUUGGUUCCAUUAAAGGCCAGCGUUCCUACUCAUCUGAACAAGGAGACUGCCGUACACGUCGUGAUUUCUACGGGAUCGGGCACAGGAAAGGCCAAAACAGUCUAUCAAGAUGCGAUACAGCCAUUUCUGACACAUCUCGGUGUUGAGUAUUCGGUCCACGAGACUGAGGAUCCAGAGACAAUUCCCCAUCUAGCUCGAACGCACUUCCUGGAGCAGGCUCAUCGUGGCAUUCCGCAAACCGUCAUCCUCCUCUCGGGUGAUGGGGGCCUGGUGGAUAUCCUCGAUGUCUUCUAUAGGUCCAACACCAUAGUCAAGGUUCCUCCGAACCUCGUGCUGAUCCCCUGUGGCACAGGAAAUGCCAUGGCCAGCUCUAUUGGAUUACGCUCGGGUCCCGUACCGGGCCUUUCUACAUUACUACGCGGGUCUCCAUCUCCCGUGCCUGUCUUUGCUGCUGAAUUCUCAGCCGGCAGUCAGCUCGUUGCCGAUGAGGGUCGCCUAUCGGUGCCAAUAGACCAGAACAAUGAGACUACGUCACAUACGUUAUGGGGCGCCGUUGUCGCGAGCUGGAGCCUCCAUGCGGCAUUGGUGGCUGACAGCGACACUGCGGAAUACCGCAAGUUUGGAGUCGAGCGAUUCAAGAUGGCUGCCAACGAACUACUCUACCCCUCGGAUGGUGCCCCGUGCCAUCGGUUCGCGGGCAAGAUCACGAUGACUACCUCGGAGAGUCCAGAGCAGACCCGCCAGCUGGAAGAGCUGGAGCAUAUGUAUGCCGUGGCCACGUUGGUUCCUCGGCUUGAGAAAGAGUUCUUGAUCUCACCGGGGUUGGAGCCUCUCAGCGGACAGAUGAAGUUCAUUCGGUUCGGCCCUAUGUCACCAGAGGACGCGAUGCAAUUGAUGACUCUCGCCUACCAAGGUGGUCAACACGUGCAGCAAUCCACAGUGACCUAUGCCGACAUUGAGAGACUGCGGAUCGAUUUCCAAGAAGAUGAGGCGAGAUGGCGACGCGUGUGUAUUGACGGAAAGAUUGUGGUUGUCGAGAAGGACGGCUGGGUGGAACUCCGCAAAGAGCCAAGGCGAUCACUGAACCUGAUUCAUUGA
Molecule: messenger RNA, 1302 nt
Organism: Penicillium brevicompactum
Lineage: Eukaryota; Fungi; Ascomycota; Eurotiomycetes; Eurotiales; Aspergillaceae
Exons: 1
Coding region: 1-1302 (433 amino acids)
Biological process (GO): sphingosine biosynthetic process
Cellular component (GO): intracellular membrane-bounded organelle; membrane; cytoplasm
Source: RefSeq, a predicted model, not a curated record